AUGGACACCAGCUACUUGUCGCAACAAGUGACGACCAUCGUCGAGCGCUUGCAUGGCUUCUUCGAUGAGAUUGGAGUGCCCAGCCAUGAGCGCGACUCUAGAGAGUCUGAGCUCUUCUCCGCUCUCUCCGAAACACUCCACAACCAGCUCAAUCUGGUCGCAAAAGAGAAACAUGACUUGACCGAAGAGGCCCAGCGCCUGAUCAAGACGAUCCGUCAAAUGGAACGCUCGCUGGACGACAGCCGCCCAAAGGAUGAUUACGAAGCGGAGAAAGAUGGCUUGAAGGUCACAUUCCCAUUGAUGCACUGCAUAAAGAGACUCAAGGAGAAACACCACACAAUCGCAAAGCUCCAUCGCGAACGCUAUGAGCAGGUCAAGAAGCUCGUUGAGGCUCUGCAGUCCUACGCAUCUCAUCUUGAACCUUCGUUCGUCAAGGUCAAGCUCCCACCUACCUCCGCCAACGGCGAAGUCCCAUCCACAUUCGAUCUCUCCCCGACAUAUGUCUCCAAACUCGACAAUGAGUUUACACGAAUCUACGACGAGUAUAACAAGCGCAUUGCCGCCGUGUCACAAUACGCCGAGGCCAUCAUCAGCUUGUGGUCGGAACUUGGCACUCCUCAAGCACAGGUGGACAGUCAGAUCGUCCAAUUCGCACGGGACUCGCCUGAGCAGCUUGGACUACAUCAGGAUGACAUGAAGCGCUUAGCUGCGAAACAUGACAAACUGAUCGCUGAGAAACAACAGCGUGAGAAGAAAUUGAAAGAGUUGCGCACCACUGUUGAUGGUCUUUGGGACCGUCUGGGAGUGGAUGAGAGCGAGCGCAAGCAGUUCUUGGCUGCCAACCGCGGAUGUGGUGUGCGACAGAUCAACGAGUUUGAAGAUGAGCUCUCACGACUGAAUGAGCUGAAGCGCCAAAAUCUACACAUUUUCGUCGAGGAUGCACGAUUCAAGCUGCAAGAAUUAUGGGACGGUCUUUACUUCUCAGAGGAGGAGAUGCUCGACUUCACGCCUGCCUUUUCUGAUGUCUAUUCCGACGCACUGCUUUCUGCCCACGAGAACGAGAUUGCACGUCUAGAGGCUCUCGCUGCACAGCGCGCUCCGAUCAUUGCCGCUGUGGACAAGCACCGAAGUCUGAUCAAAGACCGCGAGGAUCUGGAGAAGAGCAGCCACGAUGCGUCGCGUCUCAUGCAAAAGGGUCAAAAGGGCGAGAAGCGUGAUCCUGGCAAACUGCUGCGCGAAGAGAAGAUGCGGAAGCGUAUCGCGAAGGACCUGCCCAAGGUGGAGGCCGAGCUAAGACAGACCCUCGAGGCGUGGGAGGACGAGUACGGUCGUCCAUUCUGCGUUCACGGUCAACGCUACAUCGACGAGCUGGAUGCCGCACAAGCAAAGGCGCCUCCACCACGAAGCAAGACGCCAAAUGCCAUGGGCUCAACAAGCGCCCCACGACCCAAGAGCGCAGGACGAGGUGCAGCCCAACCACAAUCUCAACCCAGAGCGCAGACCAUGCGUGGAGGUAACCCAACCAGGAGCAAGACACCGACCGGGAACCGCAGUCUUUUCUCCCACUCAAGCAUCCACGCCUCCAACCCACGCACCACCGCAUCAUCCUUCUCAUCCCACUCUUCUUCCCGACCCAUGUCCCGCGCCGGCUAUCCCACCGCACCCGCCUACUCUCGACAGACGAGUAACACCUCCUCCAUCAUGAGCGGAUCUGCUGCAGCAGGUAGCGAGAAUUGGGAAACCUACACAGACAACUCGGAUGUCGACGAAGCGGACGCCGACCACGCGUACUAUGCCAAACAGCAGGCGCAGCAGAGUGUGAUGCGUGUCGGCCAGGGUGGUCCUCAGAAGAGACCCGGGACGGCGAGUGGAGGGCUGGGAAUGGUGAAGAGGGUGCGGGAACAGGCUAUUGUCGAAGAGGGCCAAGGGAAUGGGAGGUAUGUGGUUGAUGGAAGCGAGGCGAAUUGGACGGAUGACGGAGAGGUCGGGGAGACGUUUUGA
This is a messenger RNA of Zymoseptoria tritici IPO323, 2001 nucleotides long. RefSeq lists its product as uncharacterized. Gene Ontology annotation, biological process: mitotic spindle midzone assembly; microtubule cytoskeleton organization. The transcript has 3 exons. NCBI's taxonomy places the organism in Eukaryota, Fungi, Ascomycota, Dothideomycetes, Mycosphaerellales, Mycosphaerellaceae. The record is from RefSeq and is a predicted model, not a curated record. The coding region runs from base 1 to 2001 and encodes 666 amino acids. Gene Ontology annotation, molecular function: microtubule binding. Gene Ontology annotation, cellular component: spindle; mitotic spindle midzone; cytoplasm.